UCAAAUGGACGACURCAAUCUGUGGCGAUUUGGGACUAAAAUAUGUGGAAUUUUCGAGCUUUAAGUUUAACUUUCUGUACAUUCAUUAGUUUAUUACAAGUUACAUUUUGUCUACGAUGUAAAUGUACUCAGCACACCUGUGCUGACAAUAYCAAUGAGACAUGUACCACGUCAGGCAAGUGUUUCAAGAUGAUAGAGGAAAGAGAUGGCUUUGAGCUGAUUACCUAUGGCUGCUUGGCUGCUGAAGAGCAAUCUCACAUGCAGUGUAACACACCUAGUAGAGUUCUUCCUAGUAAGGCUCUUCUAUGCUGCAAGGAGUUUGACUUAUGUAAUUAUGAACUGGAACCUACGUUUCCUCCGCCUACUGUCUCCACUAUAGGUAUUCAGGCAAAAAAGAAACAAGAAACACUAGUCAGUAAGCAGUAUUUCUCUCUGUUUGUGACAGCAGGAGCAUGUUCUUUUGUUUUUGUCGUCUUUCUUGUAGUACUUUACCUAAGGUUCAGAGAAAUGAGACGCCGGCUGCCCUCUCAUUUUUCUUAUGAUCGUCACAGUACAUUCAUCAGUUCUGGUGAAACUUUAAAAGAUUUCUUUGAUCAGAGUUCUGGCAGUGGCUCUGGUCUUCCUCUUCUUGUGCAAAGGACAAUAGCCAAACAAGUAACUCUGAUCCAAAGUGUUGGAAAAGGUCGCUAUGGUGAGGUAUGGAAAGCAAGAUGGCAUGGUGAGGACGUUGCUGUGAAGAUAUUCCUGUCUCAUUGUGAAACCUCAUGGAUGCGGGAAACAGAGAUAUAUCAGACAGUCCUUCUUCGACAUGACAGCAUCCUGGGCUUUGUUGCUUCAGAUAUUAUUGGCAGUGGUCAAGUCACACAGAUGUAUCUGAUYACAGAUUAUCACAGCUUGGGCUCCCUGUAUGAUUUCCUUAGAGUCCAUAAACUAGAUAAGAAAGUCAUGUGCAAGCUGGUGUUCUCUGCAGCAGCAGGUAUUGCACACUUGCAUGCUGAGAUCCGAGGCACACAAGGCAAGCCUAUGAUUGCACAUCGAGACAUUAAAAGUAAAAAUAUUCUUGUAAAGGACAACUUGACAUGUUGUAUAGCAGACUUUGGUCUUGCUGUCAAGUAUUUACCUGAGACUAAGUCAAUUGAUGUCAAGUCAGAUACAAGGGUUGGGACCAAGAGGUACAUGAGCCCUGAGGUACUCUCUCAUACACUGGACAGUAAGAGCUUUGAUGCCUAUAGAAUGGCUGAUAUGUAUUCAUUUGGCCUUGUGCUAUGGGAGAUUGCAAGACGAUGUAUUACUGAUGAAACAGGUCUGUGUGAAGACUAUGAAGUCCCCUAUUUUGACCGUGUACCUCAUGACCCUAGCUUUGAUGAUAUGAAGAAAGUAGUGGUUUUGGAGAAAAUAAGACCAGACAUCCCCAACAGAUGGCAUAGAGAUGAGACACUAAGAGUCAUGGGAAGACUGAUGUCAGAAAGCUGGUCACAUCAUCCAUCAGCAAGACUGACAGCKCUACGUGUCAAAAAGUCUUUAGACAAGAUUGUUGUAAUGAACAUGGAUACACCUACUGAGAACUAGUAGGGCUAACAUCAUGAUAGUAUCAUGCUAAGGCUGUACAGUUUCCAUUACUGGAACAUGAGGACCAAUCAAUCAAUGCAUCAAUACACAAACUCACUUUGGUCAAGUGCCUUAUGAAUGAAAUGCUCAAAAUGUACUGAUUUCCAGUUCUAUUGGAAAAUCUCAAUUAACAUAGAAUCUGCUGGUUCUCAUGCUCAUAAACCUCAUUAACCCAUGCAACAUUAUGGCUACAUUAUAGAGAAAAUAUCUGAAUGCAAAAGCUUCAUGUAAUCCUGGUAUUUUUCAUACACAAUGUGACAAUUCAGGUGAGACUGAACUUCACUUGUUCUACUGUGGAUAAACUUGUCUAGACUCAACUGAACACUCCAGCCAAGUUAUGUUUAUUGAAUCAAAGAAUGAAACACCAAGAYGCCUCUACCUGGCUAGACAAGAAAGUAAUUAGACAUCUUAUAGURGUAUCCAAUUCAAAUCAAAAGUGUUGGGGACAUUUUAGGUUUAGUCAUUGGCCAGUAGAAGCAGCCCAAUCAUAAUAUUGACUGUAGAUAUACAAAUAUUGUUUCUCACUACCUUUACUUUGUACUUUGAAUGCACUGUGAUGUGAGAGACCAACCUAUGAUUAUUGAGUCAAUAUGGAUGUUCAGUCAGAUGUCUGUAACAAAGUCUACAGUGUUAUCGGCAGAGGGUGAUGUUUUAGGCCUGCAUCUUGUGUAUUCAUCUAACUGAAAAACCUUGUUGGGUUCCAAAAGGUUACAUCAUGAAAGUUAAGAUUGAAAGGAAGAAUGGGAAAGCAAAUAUUACAACUGUAACAGUGUUUUAGAGUCAAAAUAUUGCCUGCACUGACUAAAAUUGUACCUUCUCUACAAUUGAUGCUAUGAAGUAGGUAAAUUGYAUUUGAAUUUCUGAAUCUUCCUCGCUCUUAGCUUCAGUGAUGUCACUCACAACCUAACGAUAUUAAUUCAAAUUAAGUGUACACAUCAUCUAAGUUCUCCACAUAAUUGCAAGAACAUUGUCAUAUAAAAAUAAAAACUGAAAAAGAAAAUCACAUAAGUUGAACUUCAAUUCCUCAUCUUAAUUGUCAUUUGCUAAUGUACAUUUUUUUGUAUUUUUAUACAACAACGUUCUUGCACUUUGUAAGAUAAAACAACAACAUGCUUGCUGUGGCAAGCAGGCUGCAUGGGUAAAUGUACAUGCUAGCUAGAACUAGAGUCUAACUCAUUAGUUUAUCAAAUUAUGUAACUUUGGUUCUGUAUUUUUUUUUUUUUUUUUUUGGUUGAAUUGAAUUUAUAAUUUUGUAUUGUUUUUUUGUGUGAAAAUGUAACCAAACAUCAGCUGUAAAAAGAGAGAAUGUUAAUAAUGAGAACAAUAUUAGAGUGUACACUUAAUCUGUAAACAAAUAGUACUAAUUACUAUGAAAUGGUGAUUAUUCAAUUAAGUGAAGUCAUUAAACCUGUGAAACAAAAUUUGAUUAUAAAAGUGUGAUGCUCAGACAAAAGAAAACAACGUGUUAUGCUGUAUUAGUGUAAUAUGUAUUUCACAGGUUUUUGACUUCACUCUAACAAUAGGAAACAAAGAAAUUAGCAUAAUUAAAUGUUUUUGUUGGGAUAAAGUGCAUAUGCUCUAAAAGACAAUGUUAAAAUUAUAUUAUAAUCAUAGAUAAGGUUAAAUGACUCAAGGUACGAAAAACAAUAUUUAGUCAAUUAUUGGUGAAAGUGGCCUUACAUUAACUAGACACCUUACAAUAUGACAAACUCCAAUUAUACUACAGUAAUGAUAACAGUGACAACUAGGGGAAAAUGGUGUUGCUGCUUUGUCAUCACACCCUAUGUGUCUAGGCCAUCCACCAUUGUAAUUGAGUUAUAUUUACUAAUUGAAAAGCAACAAAAUCCUUGUUUUGUCAAGGAAUACUCACUCACAUUGGCUCAAUCCAAAUAUAUAUGGAUAAUUGAAUCCACUAAUAUUUUGUAACUGUAUAGAGUGGUGUUCAUUAACCUGUCAAACAGUGUGAUGGACUUGUGAUUUACCGUCAAGACAAAAACAUGCAUUAUAAUAAAGACUCCUUAAGUAGCAGUAAUUUAAAGCAACUUUUGGCAUCUUUAGGAAAUUUAAGGUGAAAACAAAGAAAAAAUAAUAAUGGUAUAAUUUAAGACAAUUUAGAGCAACUUAAGGACAAUAACUCAAGGUUUAAAGAGUAAUAAGGUCUAAUCAAAUGUAAUAUGAUAAAGUAUAUAUAGCAGGUUAAUGAAAACCACUACCUCUAUCUAUUCUAUCAGUGUAGAUAACUGUAUAUAUAAAAAUUACUAGCCACAAAUGUAUUCAUAAUUUUAUUUUGUUUAUUUGUGUUCUGUUUUAAUGAGCCUCCAUUGUUGUCUUUACAGGGCCAUGACCAGCCAUAGCAUAUAAUAUGAUCAUGUUUUAGAUGAUUUUUCACUCAAAAAUCCACCCUCGAUAACCCACAUUUAACAUAUCACUUGAUUCACCACACAUGAGUCUCAUGGGAAACAAUAGAUAAUUUUGUUUACAUGCACUUUGUUUUCCAUUCAUUUAUCAGAGUAUUGAAAAUGGUCAUUUCUAUCCAUUAGUCACUAUUGAGAGACAUUGUAAAGGGAUAAUAAAGAAGAAGUUUCUGUUUAUAUUUUUAAGUAUUUUUAUGUUCAAACAUGGCUCAAAAGGGAUGCUGGUUGGUCAUGACCCUUUAAAACAACACAGGAAGUUCUUACCUCUUGUCUUAAAAAGACCUAAAGCUCCAGUGCUGGGGCUGGGAUGCAGUCGGUUAAAUUUUCUUAUCCCAUAUUGACGUCACAGCUUGCUCACAGUUGGAAACGAUUUGCUGAAAAUAAUUAAAGUACAAAAUCCUCUCCUUUCUUAAAAGUAUAUUAGUUUUCACAUAUUGUAUCAAUGAUAUCUCUGUUUACAAUCAGAAUAUUUUGAGUUAUCUUUGUUUCUCAAGUGCAGUUUGUCAUGUUUUGUCUUGCUGUCAUUCUAUUUCUCUUUCCUGGUGACYAUAAUCCUUGGUGUUAGUCUAAACAACAGGAUGUUUUGAUAUGACGUCAUUGUGCGAUAGGGCUGUUUAGAGUGGACUGGUUUCUGUCAAUAAAGGGCAUGUAUAAAGUG
Exaiptasia diaphana is the source of this 4680-nucleotide messenger RNA. Its product is annotated as bone morphogenetic protein receptor type-1B. Gene Ontology annotation, biological process: nervous system development; activin receptor signaling pathway; protein phosphorylation. The record is from RefSeq and is a predicted model, not a curated record. Lineage: Eukaryota; Metazoa; Cnidaria; Anthozoa; Actiniaria; Aiptasiidae. Gene Ontology annotation, molecular function: ATP binding; activin binding; activin receptor activity, type I. Gene Ontology annotation, cellular component: activin receptor complex; plasma membrane. Bases 43 to 1569 code for a protein of 508 amino acids. The transcript is spliced from 7 exons.